Messenger RNA from Closterium sp. Naga37s-1, 5187 nucleotides. The record is from the annotation of a GenBank genome assembly. NCBI's taxonomy places the organism in Eukaryota, Viridiplantae, Streptophyta, Zygnematophyceae, Desmidiales, Closteriaceae.
AUGGCUGACCGGGAUGCGUGGGUGUUGUCCAAUCGCGUGCAUGGCGCGCAGUUCGACGACCAGGUGUGGGAGCAAUUCGAGGACUACGACGAACUUGCCGCGCCGCACGCUGACAGGGACGCCGCGGGUGUCGUUGACGCCAGCUGCGACGCGGUGCACGCUGCGAGACUGCGACAGGUCGAGGUUGCAGAAACUGACGGCGGCCGCAAGGACCUGUUGUCUGGCCGCUUGGUUGACGGUCCGCGAGAGGCGCGCGAGCUGGCAGGCUGCGAGGGAGCACAAGGGGACGCGCGUUGCGUGAACGGGUGGGGAGAGCAGCAGGAGGAUGGGGGCGGGAAUGGCGCUGGGGAUGGCGUUGGCGUGGGCAAGCACAGUCCUCAUGCGCGCGCGGACCAUAGCGCCGCUUGCGCCUUCCCGCGCGCCGAGCUACCAAGAUCCCCGGACAGGCAAGGCGGGGCUUGCGCGGACGCGAUGGUGGACGGCAUGGCAAGUGAGCCGUGGGGUCACGAGCAGGCGAGCCACGUGGAUGAGCUGAUGAGGUCCGCCUAUGCCACGGACGCGCUUUCUUUUCCCUCCGGGGACUUUCUUCCCCUCCCCUCCGCGGACCCUCCCUCUCCCUCCUCCGCGGACGCUCUCCCCCAUCUCACGCGCGCCGACCUGCACUCGUGGUGGGGCCCCGCCUCCGAUCCCUCCGUGCCGCUGCCGCCCGCGCCCGCGCUCCUCGAUGCUGCCUGCGCCUUCCCCUCCGCCGGCGCCGCCGACGAGCGUUGCCGCGAGGAGGAGCGGCGCGCGGCGCAGGUGUGGGCGGUGGAGGAGCUGGAGGCGGAACACGAGGAGGGGGGCGACCACGCGGGAUGGGGGGACGGCGCGGAGGGCGAUGGAGGGGCGAAGGCGGAUGGCGCUGUUGCGUCGGACGCGGACAGCAAGGGAGCCGCGAGAGCAGGGCUUUUGAGCAAUGGUGGCGGUGCUGCUGCUGCUGCGUGUGUGGCACAGGCCCACAGCUGCGCCCUGCGCACGGCAGCGGCGGACAGCGCGCCGUCGAGGGAGGGUGGCUCCAGCGCCGCGCGUGCUGCGAGCGUGAGCAGCAGCGGGGCGGCAGCUGAGGCUGGCGCACCCGGCAGCUCCAGCCCCGGUGGCUCCUCGCGCUGCCUCUCGCAGGCGAGGCGGAGAGCAGCGACGCGCAGGAGGAGGGAGGGCGAGCAGCGCACCACGGCGUCCAGAAAGCUGCCCUUGGGACAGCACGCCGUGCCCUUCCCCUCGCUGCCGCAACACUUCCCCAACUACUGCCCGCCCUUCUUCGCCCCCCACAUGUCCGCUGCGCCGCUCUUGCCUCUCGCCUCAAGCCAGCCCGCCAGUGCCCGCCCUGCCUCCGCCGCGCCCACUCCCUCGCCCGCGCCUUACCACUACUCUCGCCCGCCCUCGCACGCCCUCCCCAUCCCUCCCUGCCCUGCGCCCACGCAUCUCUUCCGCUACUUCCCUCCCGCCCACCUGCCCCGCCUCCCCCACUUCCCCAACUACCCGCUCACCUCGCAACCGCUGCUGCCCGCCUUCCCUUCCCGCCUCCUGCCUCCCGCGCACCCCUGCCCGCCGCCUCAGCGGCCCCCAGUGCGCGCCACGCCGUCGCCACCCGCCGCUGCACCCCCCCCUGCUGCAGCUGCUGCCUCGCCCCUCGCUGGCACAGGCACCGUGAGCGAGCCUGGUGCUGGCACGGCAGGGACGGCAGGGACGGGCAGCACGAUGGCAGUGAGGCAGGCGAGGGCAGCGGCGGAGCAGCAGAAGCAGCAGCAGGCGCUGGGGCACGCCAUGUUCGCCCUCCACCAGCACCACCCCGCGCUGCGCCACCAGCAGCAGCAGCAGCACGGCGCUCAGGCGCACGCAGAGCAGAGCACCGGGAGCGUGGGGGCGGAGCCAAAGGCGGAGUGUGGGUCUGUUGGGACGGCCCGUGCCCCCACCGCCCCUCCGCCCACUGCGGGGCAAGCGGGGAGGGACAAAGCCGUGCCGCACGCGCCCCUCCCCGCUGCCUCCGCGCCACGCCCUUGUACCCCCCGCUCCCCCUCCGUCCUUCCCACUGGCUCCUCCGCUCCCCCCUCGCUCUCCCCUUCGUCGCCCUCCCACCCCCCCCCAUCGUCCCCCUCCCCUCUCAAGCCUCCCAUGCCGGGAGUGUGGGUGCUUCCACACCUGCCCCCACCCAGCCCACUGGCGCACACUGACAGCGCGGCGGGCGGGGGGAAGGGGGAAAGCGAGGGGAAGGUCGGGGCAGGGCAGGCGGCCAGAAUGGCAGCAGUGUGUGCGAUUGCAUCGCCGGGCGAAGCUGUGAGGGGGGCACUCGAGAACCUAAGCUUGCCUGCUCCUGCUGACGAUGGUGGGUCUGUGGGCGGUGCUGACAUGGCUGUGGGCGGUGCUGACAUGGCUGUGGGCGGUGCUGACAUGGCUGUGGGCGGUGCUGACAUGGCUGUGGGCGGUGCUGACAUGGCUGUGGCCGGUGCUGACAUGGCUGUGGGCGGUGCUGACAUGGCUGUUUGCGGUGCUGACGCAGCAGAGGGGCGAUCACUCGCAAGCCCGAGGAAGGAGGAAAUUUUGGAGGCUCAGGAGCGGAGUGGGGUAGGGGAGGGGGAGGGCGAGGGCACGGCAUGUGGGCUGGCAGAGGCACAAGAGGCGGCUGCUGCUGCUGGCGGUAAUGCUGCUGGUGCUGCUGCUGCUGGUGCUGCUGCUGCUGGUGCUGCUGGUGCUGGUGCUGCUGCUGCUGGUGGGACACUGCAAGGCAGCAGUGAGGAGAGGGGAGCGGCAGCAGACGCAGGGGAGGAGAGCGGGGCGAGUGGCGUGAGUGAGGGCAGUGAGGCGGCACACUGUGGCGAGGCGGGCAUGGCCCGCGCCAACCAGGGCCAUGGGGGGGGUGGUGCGAGUGGCAUGGGGCAUGGGGCGCAGGGGGGCGAGGGGGCAAGCGAGGGCAUGGAGGCGGCCAUUCUGCACGAGCUGGAGAGCACUGUGGCCAAGCUGGCGGCGAGCAGCCGGCGGUUCAUCCACGAGGCGCUGCUGCGGCUGGCACAGAGCGCCAAGGGGCGCAGCACAGCCGGGGCAGGCGCCAAUGGCACCCACAGCAGCAGCGCCACCGGGGGCUUGAGGCCGUCCGCUGGGGGCGAUGCAGGGCGGGGCGAGCAGGCAGUGACAGCGACUGAGACAGAGACAGGGGGGGAGACAGGAGGAGGGACAGGAGUGGGGGCGGGGACAGGGUCGUCGGGGAUGAGUAGUGACGAGGGGCGGAGUCAGUCGGAGCCAGGGAGAGGUGGUGCCGGUACAGCGGGCGCAUCGGCAUCAGAGGUAGCAGGGGAGGCACGUGGAGAGGAGAGUGGGACGAACCACAUCGACCGCGCCAUCGCCAACCUGCUCUUCCGCUCGCCCCUCCUCUUCGGCCCCUCCCGCCCCCCCGCCUCUGCUGCCCUGCUGCUGCCUGCUGCACCUGCAGCGCCCCCUGGGCAUGGCGCCCCACACCACUACCCCCUGCCUGCUGCUGUCUCCCCCGUGCCGCAUGUGAGCCCCCUGCAUGCCCUGCCCUCUGCCUCCAGCCUCGCCCCCACUGCCUGCCCGCCCACCCCCCAUGCUGCUGCUGCUGCCACGUCCUCCUCCUCUGCCUCCUCCACCGCCUCUGCUGCCGUCGCUGCCACCGCUGCUUCAGUGCACAGCACACCCCACGGGUCAGCACCACCAGGUGUGCUGCCUGUGCCCAUGCCCAUGCCCAUGCCCAUGCAUGCAGCCCCACGAGCCCACCCAUCUGCCCCUGCCACUGCACCACUGCAUCUCGCUUCCACUCCUCUGCACCACUCUGCUGCGCCCCUAUCAGCAGGGCCACAGCAGCAGCGCUCCACCAGCCCAUAUCUGCAGCACCACACACCCUCCGCUGCUGCCCCUCCAUUCCUGCGCCACCCGGCGCCGCCUGUGACCCCGCCACCCCACAUGCACCCGUGGGUGGCAUGGCAUGCACCCCCGUGGGGCACUGCACUGCCAGGCGUCCCUUCCACCCCCUCAGGCGCGAGUCGCACGACAGCUGCAGACACGCCGCGCCGAUCACUUCCCGUGCCGCUUCUGCCCGCCGCCCUGCUUCCGCUCAUUAUGACGUCACCCGCAGCUGCUGCCGCUCUUAUUUCCGAGUCGCAACACGCGGUUGACUCGCUCGCCGCGGAUCACAUGAUUGCCACGUCAUCAUCGAGUCAAUUCUUCCUCGCCUCGCUGCCCGACCUGUCAACCGUUCUUAACCUCUUCCCCAAUUUCGACUUCGAAUCAGCAGUUGAAACGUGGCAGGACGUUGCGUUCGCUCUCCAAGACAACGUGGACGAGUUUCUCUACCUCGCAAGCCACCUGGCGGAGUCGCACGACCUUGCUGCCUUGUCGCCCGCGACUCUCGCGAUCAUCUACGUCGCAGGGCUGCUAACGAGCUUCGCGCCGUGCACGCUCAGCCUGCUGCCUCUCACCGUAGGCUUCAUUGCCGGAUUCGACUCCCCCCCGGCCGGCCCCUCGCCGCCCCAAUCCGCAUCCGCCUCUCCCUCCUCUCCCCCGCCCUGUUGCUGCUCCGCCGAGGACUCCCCCCCACCACUCCCCGACGCGCCGUCCGCGCGCGCCGCCAGCGUGCCGGUCAACUGCUUUUUCUUCACGCUCGGCCUCGCCGCCACGCGCACCGCCAUGGGCGUCGCCGCCGCGCUCGCCGGCCAGCACGCUGUGGGCGACGUGGGCGGCGCGCUGCCGGCCGCCGUGUCGCUGGUGGCCAUGCUGGCAGGGCUGCACCUGCUCGGCCUGCUGCCCGUUCGCCUGCCCGCGCCUGUGGCGGCGCGAUUCAGCCCCUCCGCGGUGAGCGGGUGGGUGCCCGUGGCGCUGCAGAUGGCGGCGGGCGGAGCGGCGUUCGCGUUCGUGGCGUCGCCGUGCUGCACGCCCGUGCUCGCCUCGCUGCUCGCGUUCGUCGCGUCCACCAGGGAUGCGGUGACAGGCGGUGCGCUGCUGCUGAGCUACACGAUGGGCUUCGCCACACCGCUGCUGCUCGCCGCCUCGUGCACGGGCGCGCUCAAACAGAUCUCAGCCGUCCGUCGGUACUCAGGGUGGAUCAACCCUGCCAGUGGCGCCCUGCUGCUGGGUGGAGGGGCGUAUGUGUUUGUGGGGAAGGUGCUGCCCCAUGCUGCCGUCAUGUCAACCAUCAUGUGA